This is a messenger RNA of Scheffersomyces stipitis CBS 6054, 1056 nucleotides long. RefSeq lists its product as uncharacterized. Gene Ontology annotation, cellular component: endoplasmic reticulum membrane. The coding region runs from base 1 to 1056 and encodes 351 amino acids. The record is from RefSeq and is a predicted model, not a curated record. The transcript has 2 exons. Gene Ontology annotation, molecular function: hydrolase activity, acting on ester bonds. NCBI's taxonomy places the organism in Eukaryota, Fungi, Ascomycota, Pichiomycetes, Serinales, Debaryomycetaceae. Gene Ontology annotation, biological process: GPI anchor biosynthetic process.
AUGAAGCCGGUGGUCCUUUUAAAUUUGGCCGUGGCUGUAUUGGCAUCUGUGGGAGAUCAGCUUCCCGAAUUCCAAAACUGUUUGGAACAAUGUUAUACUUUCAUUGGACUAUACGAUAUUCUGCCCUUGUCACCAUUCAAAUCACUCUGGGAUUGUGAAGCUGAUUGCAACUAUAAAUGCCAGCAGAUCAUCACCGACAAGCGAGAAAAGACUGGCUUGAAUGUGGUGCAAUUCUACGGCAAAUGGCCCUUCGUAAGAGUAUGGGGUAUCCAAGAGUUCUUUUCUACCAUCUUUUCCUUGGGUAAUUUCUAUGUUAAUUAUAUAAAUCUCUCCCGAUUGAUACAACAAUACCACAAGAACAGCAAAUUGGACUCACAACAGCAGCGUUACUCAGUAAUGGUUGCCCAAUACAUAGUAUUGAUUAUAGUCUCACUAUUCGGAUGGAUCUUUAGUUCCAUUUUCCAUUUGAGAGAUAAUUCCAUCACUGAAACGAUGGAUUACUUUGGUGCGCUGGCCAUUAUUAUGUCUAACUUCAAUGCCAUCACCAUGAGAACUUUCAAGAUCUUCAAAAAGUCAAAUUCUGUAGUCUUUGCUUGGCAAUCCAUCAUGGUGAUAGCGUACAUCUUCCAUUGUACUAAGUUGACCUACAAAUGGGACUAUCAAUACAACACGAACGUCAACUUGGUCUUGGGUUUGGCUGCAAUGACUAUGUGGUGUAUUCUUGCUUUGAAGACAAGACAGCUCUAUAAACAGAAUUACAUAAUGUUCAACAAUCUGAUCCAGUUAUUACCAUUUGAGACAAAAUUGUUGACCAAGUUGAAUCACAUUGGUUUGGGACAAGCCAGAUGGGUGCCUUUGUUGCCAAUCUUCUUCAACUUGUGGUUGUUGUUGGGGAUCUCGUUUGAGUUCUUCGACUGGGUUCCUUGGCUACGCUUGGUAGAUGCCCAUUGCUUGUGGCACUUCUUUACCAUCUGGCCAACUAUUUUCUGGUAUGACUGGAACAUAUGGGAUAUUGAGAUGAUGAAGAUCACCGACAAAGCCCAGAGAUUGCUGUAG